AUGUCCCAACAAAAAGUGGCUCACGGACAACCAGACGAAGUGAUUCAUUUACGAUUGCAGAAUGACCAAUUAUGGAAAAUCAUCGAGAAACAGCGAGUGAUGAUCCAAUCCCUCCAAAAAGACAAUGCUCGAUUAGCAGCCGAGCGAGAUGGUCUUCACGACAAGGUCGAUAGUCUAGAACGAGAAAUACUUCGGAAACCUAGAGUGGCAUCGAUCCUCAUCUCGCCUCAGGCAAUGAAAGAAAUCGCAGAGUCUGAGGAUGCAAUGACACCCAUCGAUGGUUACUCAUCUCCAACCGACUCGGUGGUUUCAAAUACACUAUCCACCCGGGACCUAUCUCAUGCCAGCCCUAUGCCGCCUCCACGUUCGCCCUAUCGCUCUUUCAAAGAGAGUGCAAAGAUGGUAGAAGUGAGCGAGCUUGCUCAGGUGGCACACAAAGAGCAGCUUCAGCACCAACGCCCAAAACAACUUAAUUUCUCACUCGAUAAUCCCAUGGAGACCCAGCCCGUUGGAACAGCUGCUGCACCAUUGGAUAUGGAAGGCAUGUGCUGUCUUUCACCUCCAGGCUCGCCUAUUCCUGGCCAGAUCACUCCAACAUCACCCCACUGUACCAUAAUUGAAAAGGACGCUCUAUUGUUUGCCAAAUACCAGACUGCCAACGGUCCAAAAAAAGAUAAUCCCAAAAGUGUCCCAAUGUCCAGGGCUGCUACUGCAUCACCCCCCUCUACCUCACCACUGUGUCCAUCUUCGCCCUCAGCUGAACCACGUCUAUUUGUACCUCCCCAGAGCAAGUCAACGUCCACCCUUGACAACCGUAGAACCGGACGCGCCCGGGAUUCAAUGAUGCCACCACCGCGCACUGCUCUUGAACACGACCCCACAAUCAGGGCAGCCUCUCCACCGCCCAUGACUUACACUGGGCAACAGCCCUUUGCCCAUGACAGUGUUCUUUCGCUGCAUGUACCCACAGGAUCUUCGAAUCGUAAACGCGAGAGUAAGAUAUAUUACAACACUCCGAUCGAUAUCGUAUCUCCUACCACAGAAUCAGGACAGGAAGAAUGGCCGACCAUGCGUGUUGAGAUGGCUAAUGGAACACCUGAAGUGCCAUUUAUUCAGGAGCCUUUUCUUGCAAGCCCGCUCUCUGCAGAACAGCUUCAGGAUGGCAUGAAUUCGCUUGCUGCAGAUGGAAUUGCCAAUAUCUCCAUAAAGGUUGUUGGAUCCAAUAUAAAGACGAAUGACCGGGGUAAAGAAGUCAUUUCUUUCACUAUCUCUGUCGGUAAAAAACACCCUGGGCCAGAGGAUGAAUCUCAGCUUUAUGAAGAGUAUGAAGAACUCUGGAGAGUUGAGAAGCUUUAUUCUGAUUUUCUUGGCCUUGAUUCCAAGUUAAAGACACAGCGUAACAGAGCUAUUGCAGGCAGGAUAGGUAAACUACCUGACAAGGCUCUUUUUGCCACAAAUGCUCCCAGUAAGGUUGAUCUGCGCAAGCACGCACUAGAAUUAUACCUACAGCAUAUUGUUAGCCUUCCAAUGGAAGACAUCACUGAUUUAUGCAACUUCCUCAGUACAAACGUGAUCGAGCGUGAAACAUUCCGUAUCUCCGGUCACAAGGAAGGUUUUCUGACGAAGCGCGGGAAAAACUUUGGAGGAUGGAAGACACGCUAUUUCGUCCUUAAUGGUUCGAUGUUAGACUAUUUUGAAUCUAAAGAUGGAAUUCAUUUGGGCACCAUUCGAUUAACCAAUGCUCAGAUCGGUCGGCAGACACCUGGAAUGACAUCUGUAGACGAGUUUAAUGCCUAUCGCCAUGCUUUCCUUAUUGUAGAGAAGAAACGGGCUGGGUCAUCUCAUGUAAACAAGCACAUAUUGUGUGCCGUAUCAGACGAAGAAAGAGACGAGUGGGUAGACGUGCUGUUCCAGAAUAUCGUCGUUGACGAAAAGGAAAUUAAAAAAGAAGAGAAGAUGGCAAGCGAAAAGAAGAAAAAGGUCGAAAAGCCACGCAAGCUUUCUAAAGGAGAGAUCCGGACGAUUGGAGCCACGCCUAUCAGCAACCUCAAGUUGGAGCAUCCGGCAGAUGUCGAAAAGCUGACCAAUGUACCAAACAUGCAGACCCCCAAUCCUUCUUUGUCUGAUAGUACAGUUGAGCCUAUCCCAAUCACAGCCAAUCUGACACCCUCGAUCUCUAGCGAAAGCACAGAUUCUUCGAUUCUAUCCACAUCUCUCCCAAACUCGGUAACUCCCGCUGGCUGGCCAGGUAUCGACAACCAACAACACCCUCAACACCCACAUCACCACCAACCCCAUGCCUCAUACUCUGUAAGAACCAGCUUGGAACAGCCCUCAUCACGCGGUCUACACCCUCGUCCGGUUAUCCAGCGUCGAAGCUCGAUGGCUAAUCUUGUAAGCGAAGAAGAAGAACAUGGAUCUGUGGCUGUGGGUGUGGGUGUGGCUGUAUCCGAUCAGCGCGCCCCACCUCCAGCCGGACUUGGAUCCUGUCGUGAAGCCGAAGAGUCGACUGAAAAUCUUUUGGACUUGCCCGAUAAUAAAAAGACAAAAAACAAAGCAAACAGGAUGACCUUUUGGGGCAAGAAAAUGUUUAGUAGUAGUAAUAGUAAUAGUAAUAGUAAUAGCAGUAAUUCGUCAGGACAACAGCAAGAGGCAGUAGCUCCACCUAGUAUGCGCCCAUCGACGUCUACCGAAAACUCAUCUCGUGGGAGUGCACUCCCUAAUCCAUCUUCUGGCUUUCGUAGCUUUUUGUCACGGACGAACAACGAGUCUAGCGAUCGUCCGGGACGCGGAAAGGUUUCUGAAGAUGGAACUCACAAACCAUCCAAACAGGUCUUUAGAGUCCCUCUCGAAGAAGCAGUUCGGGUCUCACGAGUUUCUGAAAAAUACGAGCUGCCGGCUGUUGUGUUUAGAUGCAUUGAGUAUCUGGAUGCUAAGAAUGCUGUACUUGAAGAAGGCUUGUACCGUUUGAGUGGAAGCAAUAUGAUGAUGAAAUCUCUUAAGGAGCGUUUUGAUCAAGAGGGAGAUGUGAACCUAUUGGCUUCAAAGGAAGAGUAUGAUGUGCAUGCGAUUGCUGGACUUUUGAAGAUGUGGUUGCGUGAACUACCAACGAGCGUAUUGACCAGAGAACAUCGCACCGACUUUUUACAUGUGAUUGAUCUCUUGGAUCGUAAGGAUCGAGUGAAUGAACUUGGGCGCCUGGUUUCGCUUCUGCCGCUUGCAAAUUACACUCUUCUACGAGCUCUGACUGCACAUUUGAUAUGCGUUGUUCAGAACGCGGAUGUGAAUAAGAUGACGAUGCGCAAUGUUAGCAUUGUAUUUGCACCUACACUGGGCAUUCCGGCUACCAUUUUCAACUUGUUUAUGAGCGAAUUUGAGUACAUCUUCUGGACAACUGAAGACGGAGAUGCGGCACCUAGAAUGCUUGAGGACGAAGAAAAACAAUACCAAGAGGAACAAUUACAGCUAUCACAGCAAUCCCAGGAACAACAGCAAGAUCAAUCAGAAGAAGAACAUACGAUUCAAAUAACCGAAUGUGACCCGGUUGCUCCACUGCAAGGAUCUGUGAAGCAUGAAUCGGCUCCUUCGUCUCGCCCUACUUUGGGCCGAAGACCUACGUUGAAACUGCGCGAAGAGCACGGCCGUAGUAAUAGAAACAGUGUGAACUACAUAGACGGUGCACCAAUUGCAAUUGUUGAUCUUGAGAUGAGCAUGGAUGGUCCUCCUAUGCUGGAUGAAGAAGAAGAAGAAGUCGAUGAUUUGGCUUUAACUGUUGCUGAGGAUGAGGCAGAACACUACCGAUAUCCCGCAGAAAAACAUAUUUAAUCACAAAAACACACACAAAACUAGCUCAACCUCCCCUCUUCAUUUGUUUUGAUCUCUUUAACUUCUUUUUAACUUUCAUAAUGCCUACACAUAUAUAAUUACUCUUCCUUUUUCUACAUACAAAAAAAAUAAUGAUCUUUCUGGUUGACUCUGUUGACUUGAUCUGCUUAGUGUCCAGU
This is a messenger RNA of Phycomyces blakesleeanus NRRL 1555(-), 4004 nucleotides long. RefSeq lists its product as hypothetical. NCBI's taxonomy places the organism in Eukaryota, Fungi, Mucoromycota, Mucoromycetes, Mucorales, Phycomycetaceae. The transcript is spliced from 8 exons. Bases 1 to 3825 code for a protein of 1274 amino acids. Gene Ontology annotation, biological process: signal transduction; regulation of GTPase activity. Gene Ontology annotation, molecular function: phosphatidylinositol binding. Gene Ontology annotation, cellular component: cytoplasm. The record is from RefSeq and is a predicted model, not a curated record.